This is a messenger RNA of Contarinia nasturtii (swede midge), 522 nucleotides long. RefSeq names its product J domain-containing protein CG6693-like. The record is from RefSeq and is a predicted model, not a curated record. Gene Ontology annotation, molecular function: heat shock protein binding. The transcript is spliced from 2 exons. Gene Ontology annotation, cellular component: nucleus; cytoplasm. Bases 1 to 522 code for a protein of 173 amino acids. NCBI's taxonomy places the organism in Eukaryota, Metazoa, Arthropoda, Insecta, Diptera, Cecidomyiidae.
AUGAAUGCUGAAAAGUAUUUUGGCACCAGUGAAUUAUAUAAAAUUCUCGAAUUAGAUUCUUCGGCACCGACAAAAGAUGUGAAGACCAAUUAUUAUCGGCUAGCACUCAUCUAUCAUCCCGAUCGUGUUCCCGAAGCAGAAAAACCUCUUGCAAACGAAAAAUUCAACAUUUUACAUCAAGCAUAUUCGAUUUUGGCGAAUCCCGAAACUAAAAUCUUGUAUGACACCGGAAAAUUGCAAUUUUUUUUUUCAAAACCAACCAUUGUUGGAAAAUGGGAACAUUAUGUCGCACCGCUAACGUCUUCCGCAAUCGAAAGCGCACGUCAAAAAUAUCAAGGAAGUGUUUCUGAAGAGACUGACAUUAUUCGAGAAUUUACCAUCGGAAAAGGAAGUAUGACCCAUCUCUUUAAUACAAUUCCAUUUAUGCGUACUGAGGAUGAAGCACGUAUAAUUCAUGUGAUCAAAGAAUGUAUGCAAUCUGGAUCAAUUCCGAAAAUAUCAAUUCGCAAAAUGCGCCGAUGA